AUGAGGAUCGCCCCCAGGCACGCGCCAAUCGUGGCCAUUGUACUCACCUCUCUGCUCGCGUGCAAUGCCUCAGACAGCCCGCUUCCCAAGGGUAUGGGUGCCUCCAGGGGCAUUCAAGAGGUCAGAUCGAUAAGUGAGGUGGUCGCUGGCUCUGGUUCCGGAGCAAAUUCAAAAUCAGCGCCUGUUGGUACUGAACACGCUCCCGUUGAUGGUAGAGAUGGGAUGCCUCACGAAGGCCCAUUCGUUGAAACCGGCGCGGAGAGAACGCGAAAGAAACAGAUGUCCUACGACAACGAAGUUCCCCUUGAUACCGACACCAAGAAGCAAUAUUCUGAUGCCGAGAUUCCCAAGUCGAACGAUGCAGUCAUGGAUGAUCGAAUUAGAUCCAAUCCUGCUGAAGGUACCCGAGGAACAGAAGGUGGCAUAUCUGACAAGGGCAAAGAAGGAAAGCCCCUGGAUAAAAAGCCCGACUCACCCAAAGAUGCCAGACCGAUCCCACACAGUGAAAUGGAGAAGCUCCCUGUUAGGGAGAAGAAAGAACCUGAGCCUGUAGUGGAAGAGGACCCUAAGAAGGUACUAAAGACGCCAACAGACCUUCCAGAAAAACCGCAUGACAUUCCUCACCCGGAGAACCCGUCCUCGCCCAAGGACAAUACAAUUUUCAAAGACGUUCCCAGCAAGGGUGCUAAGUUAGACGACCACGAACCAGCUGUCAUUCAACCUCUCCACUCCCUCCUUCUAUCCUUCACUAUGAUCCUCUUUUCCGAAAUUGGCGACAAGACUUUCCUAGUUGCGGCCUUGAUGGCCAUGCGCCAUCCCCGAGUUGUUGUCUUCACUUCUGCAUACUCUGCCCUAAUCACCAUGACAGUUCUCUCUGCUGUUCUAGGCCAUGCAGUGCCCACUCUGAUUUCUAAGCAACUCACAAACUUCGCAGCGGCUGGCUUAUUCCUGGUCUUCGGAGUCAAGAUGCUGAUUGAAGCCCGUGGAAUCAGCCCUGAUGAGGGUGUUAGUGAGGAGAUGAAAGAGGUGGAAAUGGAGCUCGAAGAAAAAGAACACCAGCAGAGGCGUCAGACUAGACGCCAUUCUUCCAUCUCCCCGUACGCCCUCGAAUCCGGCCGAGGAGGCAUCGGCAGGAAGCAUACCAACAGCCGUCUCCCGUCGCCACCAGAUAGCCCUGGAAGCUCUCGAGAAUCGUCUCCGACGCGACAAUCUGCCGUCAAGAAUGCCAUGAACGGCAUCAACAACUUGUGCUCAUUACUUUUAAGCCCCGCGUGGGUGCAAACCUUCGUCAUGACGUUCCUUGGUGAAUGGGGUGACCGAUCUCAGAUUGCCACUAUUGCCAUGGCUGCUGGUCAGGACUACUGGUGGGUGACAGCUGGUGCUCUAGGCGGGCACGCAAUAUGUACCGCCGCAGCAGUGCUUGGUGGUAAAGCAAUUGCUGGCAAAGUCAGUCUAAGAACAGUCACAAUGGGAGGCGCAAUUGCUUUCCUGGUCUUUGGCGUCAUUUACCUCCUUGAGGCUGUCUAUUAA
This is a messenger RNA of Exophiala bonariae, 1530 nucleotides long. RefSeq lists its product as uncharacterized. Gene Ontology annotation, molecular function: manganese ion transmembrane transporter activity; calcium ion transmembrane transporter activity. The record is from RefSeq and is a predicted model, not a curated record. Bases 1 to 1530 code for a protein of 509 amino acids. Gene Ontology annotation, biological process: Golgi calcium ion homeostasis; Golgi calcium ion transport; manganese ion transmembrane transport. The transcript has 3 exons. Gene Ontology annotation, cellular component: Golgi apparatus; fungal-type vacuole membrane. Lineage: Eukaryota; Fungi; Ascomycota; Eurotiomycetes; Chaetothyriales; Herpotrichiellaceae.